Messenger RNA from Microstroma glucosiphilum, 2333 nucleotides. RefSeq lists its product as hypothetical. The record is from RefSeq and is a predicted model, not a curated record. The transcript is spliced from 4 exons. Bases 99 to 2138 code for a protein of 679 amino acids. Lineage: Eukaryota; Fungi; Basidiomycota; Exobasidiomycetes; Microstromatales; Microstromataceae.
CUUUCGGUCGAUGUCCGUAGGCCCAGGGCAGUCGGCACCUCCCAGCUCUCUGAUACGCACGUCCCUUGUGCAUCAGGGUUUGUCACAGCACUGCACUCAUGUCGGAGACCAUUUCUGGAAAGAGGUCGCAAAAAGAGCCAGAGGCUGUACCCAGUACCUCUACAGACUCUCGUCCAGAUUACACAUUCUCCUUCCGGCCUGUACAGGUCACGGCAUCCCCGAAGAAGAGGUACGACAUGAGCCUCGUCCCUGAUGCUCUGAUUGAUACUUUGUUGGAGCAGCGAGGCCUUACACCCGAAGUUGGUCCAUCAGUCUCUAUGCGCUCCACUACCCCAGAGACCACAUCUUCUCCUGCUGCCAGAGAGACAAUCACUGAAGGUGCCCCGCAAAUGGAGUUGGACAUCAAAAGAGAUGCUACGAAUUUUCGCUAUCCCGGAAUAUACGAAAUGUACACAAACGCAACCGUCGACGCAUCUGCAAAGGCGGUCAUGGCAUCAUCACAAGUACGCGGAGCGUUCCGCCUUCUGAAUGAAGACCUGGACGAAGGGAAGCGAGAGUCUGUUUUGGUGAAGAACAUCUGCGACCUGAGCGCAUCAGUACGGCGUGAGCUUGGUGCAGAGGGAUCAGACUAUGGUGAAGUGACAGCACUGGAGAAGUACCGGAUGCGCAAGCCACUGUCCAUGAUCCAAGGACAGGUAAGGGCGAACGUCGUGAUAGACAAAGUGGACAUCGUCAUCCCUCGCUCAAAGAAGGCAAUGGCCAUUAAGACUGUACCAAGCGACCCCCUUGAGGCUACAAUCGAGUGUUGCUGGUCAAACGCUCUGUCUUUCAUUGAAGCGAAGGUGGAGAAGGCAUGCGACUUGAGAGAUGAACUCAGCCUGCAGUGUCUGCGCUACACAAUCUUCCAAUAUCAGGCUCCCUGCUCACAUGUCCACUUUGUGACCUGGUGUGCGAACCUGGUGCGGCUCUGGGUUGUCAACGCGUCUCUCUAUGGCUGCUCCCGAGGCUUCGACACUAGAGAUCCAGAGGACCAAUUGGAAAUCGUCAAAAUUCUACGUUUCGUGAAUCUGGAGCAAUACUCGACACAGCUCUGCGGUCACUGGGACGUCAAGACCAUCAAACAACUCAGUCUCGAACCCGAUACUGUCGCUCCCGGUAACCCCCUUUGCAUUAAUCUCGCAGGUCAUCUGCAAGACCUCAAUGUACGCCCCGGGCCCUUUAGAACACGGACUGCGGUCCUCGUCGAGCAAACUGAAGCAGCACAAAAACACAUGCUCAAAGUCUCUUGGCAGGAUCCACAUCUGAGAUUACAUGAAUUGGCGAUGAUGCGCGGUGUCGCAAGCUUCAGCGAUGAAUCCAAAUUACCUUACGCGGCGGUUCCGCUUGGUCUGGCAUUGAUCGAGCCUCAUGACUUCCAGACCGACAACUCGGCGCCUCUGGAGAAGAUAGGUACCCUACCACCUCACUUCACGACUCGCGUCGUUUGCGCUCUCGUCUACAAACAUCAUCUCGGAGACUUGAUCGGCAGACAAGUUCUCCCACAUGAUCUCGUACAUAUCCAUGUCGAGCUUGCACGGCAGCUUUUGAGUCUGGCAAAGCACGGCUAUCAUUAUCGAGACCUGAAUGAAGGCAAUGUCCGCCUUCUACGGGGCUCAAUCAACACUCUUCUCCUGAUAGACUUGGGCAACGUGCGAAGAGAUUUGAGUCCGCGAGGGAAAUCAGGCUCAACCGAUGCGGAAGCCAUUAUCGAAAGAGCCAGGGACGAUACACGCUCCGCGAAUGAAUACUUUCUGCCUACCUGCUUUGUCGAUGCCAAGAAAGCGAUCAAAAAGUGGAAUUCUGAGGUGACAAGAUCAAAAGUCGUCUUCAAGAGCGCUGUUGACAGUGACGCCAGCGAUGGCCUUCAACUCGGACUGUUGAGAGUCUCAGAGAGGCUCUCAGACCUUCACCAGGCUUUACGAAGCCAAGCCAAGUACAGUCAUCGUUACAUAGAUGACCUUGAGAGCGCGACAUAUCAGCAUUUCUGGCGCGUGAGUGCACCAUGCCUUCCGAUUAACUGCUCGAGUCUUGAAUUGAUACAUUCUCCUUCCACUUUCCUUCGCAUGUCCCUCGUUGCUGCAGACGGCUCGCAACGCUGAUCCGACAAAUCUAAAGCUGGCAAAGCUACGCGAAGCUUUCGAGACCGUCGAGAAGAAGAAGGAGAUAUGGGACGACGAGACUGAGUGGAUCAAUGCUCUUAAUACGCACUGCCCGGAUGCGACCUUAGAAUGGGCGUCUCUGAUGAAGUCUUUGCGGAACACUAUUUUCAGCGCUCGAAACAGGCUCACUCCAAU